Dufourea novaeangliae is the source of this 1833-nucleotide messenger RNA. Its product is annotated as tubulin glycylase 3A-like. The transcript has 8 exons. Gene Ontology annotation, cellular component: cilium. Gene Ontology annotation, biological process: protein polyglycylation; cilium assembly; cilium movement. Bases 1 to 1833 code for a protein of 610 amino acids. Gene Ontology annotation, molecular function: protein-glycine ligase activity, initiating. The record is from RefSeq and is a predicted model, not a curated record. NCBI's taxonomy places the organism in Eukaryota, Metazoa, Arthropoda, Insecta, Hymenoptera, Halictidae.
AUGACUCCUUUGAUGAGCCUGGAGAAAAAGGAGAGCCCCGUGAAUCCGUACAAUCGAUCCGAAUGGGCGAAAAUAAACUCGAAAUGGCCACUCCCGGAUACGGAUGACAAUGAGAUCAGCGCUGUUAAUAGUCUGCCCCAACUCGACUGCGGUGCAUUCCCCAAAUCGUACAUGGACACGUGUAGCUGUUGCCCUCACGAGACCUUUGACAAGCACGGCACAGACACUAUCAUCAACUACAGAAACAUUGUCCUCAAGGACGAAGGUUGUUGCAAAGCACAUUGGUUGAGGAAAGAAUGUUAUCAAAGAAUUAAGACCAGGGUGAACAAAGCGGUUAAGAGACACAAAAUUUUUUUAAUACGCGGCGAGUUACCGAAAUUGAAAGAAGCUUUGGAGAGGAGAGGUUGGGUACAGAAAUAUGAAGCCACAAAAACAAGAACUCUGCCUUACGGUAGUGUGGCCAGCUUAGAGGCAAGAUCAUUGGGCGAUCUGACCCUAGCGGAUGGAACUUUAAACGAGAAAGCGGUGAUUUUCGCUUUAUUACGUCACAAAUCGCCAGAUUUUAUAUGGGACUGCCGAAACGACUUUGUCGACUGGCACCGUGGCCUGAGUAGUAAUACCCUCCUGAACAGAUACCAAAAACCGUCCGUUUACACUUCCAAGUUAGGAAUGGCCCGUGUACUGGAAGAAGCGCACUGGUUGUACGAGAGUGACGUGGCGAGCGUGUUGUUCCCUCGGAGUUACAACCUCAGCAGAGAGCCGAAAGCUUUUCUCGAGGAUUUUCGACUAACCGCUGCUGCUGGCCUGUUGAAGUGGUUCGUACAAAGAAUGCAAGAUGACCAGGAGACGGGGGACCUGGGACAACGUACGAUUCCAAUGAGUCGACUGGAAUUCGCUAUAAAACGCUGCGAGGAAUUUACUGCCUGCGCGAACCACCAAAACAUAGAUGAAGACUUUGUCGCCGAGCUUCCGGACGAAGAAUGGAAUUCCUUUUUAGACGAUUACACGACAGCAGUUCACGACGGUGGUGGAAUCGAGUACACGUCGGAGAAAACUCUAGAACAUUUACAAAGGUAUUACGAAAUAGCAACGUCAACAUUGUUGAAGCUGAAGGAAGUCGAUCCGCAGUACGAGUUGAAUGGAAUGCGAAACAUGUGGAUCCUGAAACCGAGCGAACUCUGUUGCGGUACCGGGAUAAGCAUAUCCCACAGCUUAAAGGACAUAUUCCGGAAGGUAAAAGGCAGACCGAAGGAUUACUUUAUCGUCCAGAAAUAUAUCGAGCGUCCUUUAUUGAUUCACGAUACAAAGUUCGACAUAAGGCAAUGGUAUUUGGUCACCAGCACGUUCCCGUUGACGAUAUGGUUGUUCAAGGAGGGUCUACUUCGGUUCAGCUCGAAGCCCUACACUUUCUCAACUUAUCACGAAGCGAUUCAUAUCUGCAAUACCGCUAUUCAGGAGAAGUACGACGAGGAGAGGAGAAGAAGGAGGAAACGUGGGUAUUCGGAGGAAGUCGUAAAAUCGGUUCGCGAUCAAGGAUGGGACUGCGAGAAGCUGAACGAAUAUUUAAAACAAAUCGGCCUCGAGGGUGAACCGUAUUACGAUCUGAUCUACCCGAAAAUGGCAGAAGCGAUAGUUUUAACGAUGCUGGCUUCCCAGGAACACAUGGACAGAAGACGGUGUAGUUUCGAGCUAUACGGAGCUGAUUUUGUCGUGAUGGAGGACCUUUCCGUUUGGUUGAUCGAGAUCAACACGAAUCCCCGGAUGCACCCGCCCAGCUCGAGAAUUACCAAGCGCCUCUAUUCCAGUGUCCUCCAGAGCUUGGUUAAAGGUUAG